AAGAGAGCGUCGCAAAAAUCUCCCGCACGGGUGUACUAGCAUUUUAACGCCGCAGCUCAUCGUCUCUCUCUCCCCGCCCGCCGCCUAUAUUCCUUUGACCGACCGCCGCUGCGCCCACUCCUGUUCGUUCGUUAAGCCCUCUGACCGGCCGAAACCCCGGCGGCCUCCUGGAGGUUCCGGGGUUGAGUUCGGUCUGAGCUGCUGCUGCCGGCGGAGGCAUUCCCUUGUCGUUUCUUGGAGUGUCCUGGUGGUGGUGACCGGUGGAUAUGAACACUGUGUGUGAAGUUUGUGGGGAUAUUGGUUACAGACAACUUCUGCUUUGUUGCAGAGACUGCAAGCGUUGUGCUGUGCACCAAUACUGUUUGGACAAAGUUGUCUACGAGGCAUCAUUAAUAAAAUGGUUCUGUUAUGAAUGCCUACAAAGGCGUGGUGAAGUUACUCGCAUCAGUUCUCUAGAGAAGUUGUCAAGUGAAAGACCACUAAGUCAGGUCCAUUCUCGUUCUCCAGUACAGCAGCUAAUUACCAAGAGUGUAGAGUCAGUAAGGGAUGCAGGGCCUUGGAGAGAUCGGAAAAAUGAAUCAAUUGCGACUAAAUAUCCAUCUCUCAACAGAACAUAUCCUUCAAUUAAGAAGCACACUAAAAAGAAGCCGAUUGUGAAACCAAUGGGUAACUGCACAAAUAGAAAAGUGCGAAUGGCUAAAGUUACCACCCAUACAAGUGCCGAAGCGUCACGUUCUUGUGAAACCAUUGGGACAGAAUCAUCUAAGAGCAACCAUGGGAAGAACCAGCAGGUGGACCAUGCAAACCCUGUCGCAUUGAACACUGAGCAGUCUUUCCCUUUGAUUGUGAAUAGCUUGGGUACAUUGGGAGAUAAUCACCAGUAUCACCUCUUAGAAACAACAGAAGGGUUGGCUUGCAAAUUCAAGAAAGUUCCACAAUCACUCGCAGCACCAUUGAAAAGAUUAGAGAAGAGAGACAAUGUGGUUUUGGGAUCAAAUAAUUUAGGGUCAUCUUGUUUCACAGCUGACCUUGGAAGCUCGGUUCUUGGAAAAAGUGGAGACAAAUCGAAUAGAAUGAAGGAUAUUGGUGCAAACUUGUCUUCCAAACACAAUGAUCAUGGCAAUCAGGCAAAUCAACACACUUUAGUUGGCUCGAAGAACAUGGAAGGCAAGUCUGUAAAGGCUAAACAUACUGUGGUUGAUGCACAUAAAAACACGUCUUGGACAGUGGACUCACUGAUAAACGUCAAGGACAAGUCUGAAGUAUAUGGUGAUAGUAAUAGGGAUAUCUUAAAUGAUGUCACAGUCCAGCUGGAUCAUAGGGCUAGCAAUGAGUUGCUGCCGAGAAGCACGGCCACCAAUAUACCACAGCUAGCCACUCUGGAAAACGAUGUUGUGGACACAGUCAUGCCAUAUUCACCCAAUGGUGGUUGUGAGGAAUCAUUUUCCUGCCCUGGCAUAAAAAACACCCCAAGUGUUCGAGAAAGAAGUGUAGAUCCCAUUAAUAUUUCAAGUGAUUCUCAUGAUACCAUAGAAGCAUCCGAAAGCAGUGAAAGAUUCAUGGAAUGCCAAAAAGCUAGCUUGUGUCGUCGCAGGAAAACUGUGAAGAUGGCUAUGGUGUCCUCAUCAUCUGAGGAGUCAGGAGAAGACACUAUCUCUGAAAACGUAUCUUUGGGGUAUGUUUUGGCAUGUAGAAGUUCUCUAUCUAAAGCACAAAAGAAGAGAGUAACGAAGCUUAUUCAGGAAAUUCAACCUGAAUUCACAGUUUUUAUAUCAAUAAUGCGGAUGAGCAAUGUGAAACUCCCAGGUCCUCUUCUGGGAAUUACCAAGGAAUAUGCAAUUGCACAUUUCCCAGAUAAAACCACAAAUGUCACUCUUGAGACGCCUGGCAAGAGCAAGAAGUGGCAUCCCAAAUUCUACAAAAGAGAUGAAAGUAGAAAGAACUUGCUUAUGGGACAAUGGCUAGACUUUGUCCGUGACAAUCAUGUGCAGGAGGGAGAUAUCUGCCUCUUUUUACCGACAAAAGAUGAGAUAAGACACACAUUUAUGGUCUAUAUUCUUCAUGAAACAACCCAUUCUAGAUGUGGGGCUGGCUUUCAAAGGGUUGGCCCAUGCCUUGGUGGUGCAUCCAGUGCAAAGAUGGCUUCAGAAGUUCAUAUUGAGGAUGAACCAACCGCUGGAGAACAUGUUUCGUCGGACAGUGAUAUGCCAGAAAAUUCUCAUGAACCUCUGGAGAGCGGAGACUCGGAUGAUCCAUUUGAACCUCCAUACUUUGUACCAUGCAGGAGUCCUCUAUCUAAAUCCCAAAAGAGAAUGGUUGAGCAGCGAGUGCGAGCUAUCCGAUCUGAAGUUCCCAUUUGUGUGGCAGUAAUGAAGAACAAUAACGUUGGCAUUGCUCAGCGUUGGAUGCUAGAAUUAUGUUCACGAUAUGCUUCGGUAUAUCUCCCAACUAAAGGGCAAAACAUAUUGCUCCAGUGCAAGGGGAAGACGUGGGAAGCCAAAAUGAUGUUUCAUAAUGGCAGAAGGUGGUUUCUUAAUGGAGGUUGGCCCGAUUUUGCUCGUGGCAAUGGCCUGCGCGUCGGUGACAUGUGUCUAUUCGAACUGAAGAAGAAAAAGAGUACGCUUACCAUGGCAGUCCAUAUCAUUCGCAAGGAGCAGUUUUAGGUUGGGCUGGCAUGUAGUUAAUCCAUGGUUGUGGCUGAUCUCUGGAUGGAUUAGAGACCAAUCUCAAUCUGUAACGUUUGUUGGUAGGCUGGUAGCUAUCUGCUGACAACAUGUUUUAGCAUGAUGUAUAUAUAACAUCCUUUAUUAUGCCGAAAUGUCGCCUUGCUUUUACUUA
Molecule: messenger RNA, 2838 nt
Organism: Zea mays
Lineage: Eukaryota; Viridiplantae; Streptophyta; Magnoliopsida; Poales; Poaceae
Product: B3 domain-containing protein
Exons: 7
Coding region: 267-2663 (798 amino acids)
Molecular function (GO): DNA binding
Source: RefSeq, a predicted model, not a curated record